AUGUCCACGCCACACGACCCACGCCAAGCUGUCGGCUACGAAGCUCGUGGCGGUAAGGAGAUCCUGCGCUACGUUAGCGGCGUGAUCAAACCGGGCUCCAUCGCGCUAGUGUCGGACCAGCCCGGCUUUAGCAAGACGUCGCAGAUGAAGGCGCUGAGCGGCCGCUUUGUGUUGGAGAAGGUCGUGACGGUCGCGGGCGAUGUGGUGUGCCCACAGGCCAACAUCAUGCGUCGCCUGCCGCAGCUUGUGGCUUACGUGGAGCAGCGCUACAAGCUCUCCCCUACGCUAAUGGUGAAGGAGACGCUUGAGUACGAGCAGCGAGUACAAGUGUGUGACCACCGGCGAGAUGGAAUUCGGCAUGAACGCGGCGUCACCAAUAAGAUGCAGAAGACCGUGGUGGUUGCGCUGCUUCAUCUGGCGCCGAAGGUGUUCGAGGUGUUCGACGAGGUGACCAUCCUGAACGACGGCGAGAUGAUGUGCCACGGCCCGCGCAAGGUCCGCUUCGAGUACUUGGGCUUCAAGCGUCCGCCUGAGCGCGACGUGGCCGAAUACCUUUUGGACCCGGGAACGAACCCACCAUACUUAAGUACAAGUACGGAUUAUCGGAGAUGGCGCACCACCCGCUCGUAUUACCAGUGCCAAAUUGGUAAGUACUGCUUCCACGGGAGACGUUAA
Messenger RNA from Phytophthora nicotianae INRA-310, 675 nucleotides. RefSeq lists its product as hypothetical. The transcript is spliced from 3 exons. Bases 1 to 675 code for a protein of 224 amino acids. Lineage: Eukaryota; Oomycota; Peronosporomycetes; Peronosporales; Peronosporaceae. The record is from RefSeq and is a predicted model, not a curated record.